AUGUUUUCAGAAUCAGUGGAAUUGCGUAACGACGACUGGUGGUCGAUGAUUGUUAAUCCACAAAUCAGCGCAGCAGCGCAGUGGCAAACAGUUGCUGUCGUUGUGUGUGGUCAGUUAUCGUCUACAACGAUGGAACAUAUCGAUGAACGCACGAUGGCAACCUUCUGCCAACAGCAAAAAUCUACUGAUAACACAGAAAUCCUAUUCGGUAGCUGA
Messenger RNA from Enterobius vermicularis (human pinworm), 216 nucleotides. The record is from the annotation of a GenBank genome assembly. NCBI's taxonomy places the organism in Eukaryota, Metazoa, Nematoda, Chromadorea, Rhabditida, Oxyuridae.